Molecule: messenger RNA, 2105 nt
Organism: Gracilinanus agilis (Agile Gracile Mouse Opossum)
Lineage: Eukaryota; Metazoa; Chordata; Mammalia; Didelphimorphia; Didelphidae
Gene: ADGRB1
Product: adhesion G protein-coupled receptor B1
Exons: 13
Coding region: 1-1971 (656 amino acids)
Biological process (GO): adenylate cyclase-activating G protein-coupled receptor signaling pathway; cell surface receptor signaling pathway; engulfment of apoptotic cell
Cellular component (GO): membrane; postsynaptic density; dendrite
Molecular function (GO): G protein-coupled receptor activity
Source: RefSeq, a predicted model, not a curated record
AUGGAAAAGGUGAUCGUCCCCUCAGUCACACUCAUCGUGGGCUGCGGCGUGUCUUCCCUGACCCUGCUACUCCUCAUCAUCAUCUACGUUUCUGUGUGGAGGUACAUCCGCUCUGAAAGGUCUGUUAUCCUCAUCAACUUUUGCCUCUCUAUCAUCUCUUCCAACGCUCUCAUCCUCAUAGGACAGACCCAGACUCGAAACAAGGUGAUCUGCACCCUGGUGGCUGCCUUCCUACACUUCUUCUUCCUGUCCUCCUUCUGUUGGGUGCUCACCGAGGCCUGGCAAUCCUACAUGGCUGUCACUGGGAGACUUCGCAACCGCAUCAUCCGAAAGCGCUUCCUGUGCCUCGGUUGGGGGCUUCCUGCUUUAGUCGUGGCCAUUUCAGUAGGAUUUACCAAGGCCAAGGGUUACAGCACGGUGAACUACUGCUGGCUCUCUUUGGAAGGGGGACUGCUGUAUGCCUUCGUGGGACCAGCUGCUGCCGUUGUCCUGGUGAACAUGGUCAUCGGGAUCUUGGUUUUUAACAAACUUGUGUCCAAAGACGGGAUCACAGAUAAAAAGCUGAAGGAACGGGCAGGGGCCUCACUCUGGAGCUCCUGCGUGGUGCUGCCACUCCUGGCCCUCACCUGGAUGUCCGCUGUCCUCGCUGUCACUGACCGGCGCUCUGCCCUCUUCCAGAUCCUCUUUGCGGUCUUCGACUCGCUGGAGGGCUUUGUCAUCGUGAUGGUACACUGCAUCCUGCGGCGUGAGGUCCAGGAUGCCGUGAAGUGUCGGGUGGUAGAUCGUCAGGAGGAAGGCAACGGGGACUCAGGGGGAUCUUUCCAGAAUGGCCAUGCCCAGCUCAUGACUGAUUUUGAGAAGGAUGUGGAUAUGGCCUGUAGAUCAGGUGAGCACCUGACAGUGUUGAACAAGGAUAUCACGGCCUGCCGGACCUCGACCAUCACGGGGACGCUGAAGCGCCCCUCCAUCCAGGAUGAGGAGAAACUGAAACUCAACCACCCCAAGACCCCCUCUAACUUUAACAGUCUUCCCACCAAUGUGUCCAAGAUGCACCUCCAGGGAUCCCCCCACUAUCUGGGGGGCGUCAACCUGAGCGAGUUCGCCAACCACACACUGACUCUUAAGAAAGACAAGACCCCUAAGUCCAUCUACAUCUGUGAUGGGGACAUCUUUAAGAAGCUGGACUCCGAGCUAAGCAGGGCCCAGGAGAAGGUGCUGGACACCAGCUACGUGAUCCUGCCCACCAACACGGCCACCCUCCGCGCCAAGCCCCCCAAGGACGAGGGGAAGUACAGCAUCAACAUCGACCACAUGCCCCAGACCCGCCUCAUCCACCUCAACAUGGCAGCUGACCCAAGCUACGGGGUGAAGAGCCCACCCCGAGAGCCAGCCUCGUGCCCUGAGGCCCAGGCCUCCUCCUCCUCCCUGACUCCUGCACAGCCUCCAGCCCCCCCUUCAGCACCGCCUCCACCCCAACAGCAGCCCCUGCCCCCACCGCCAGCCCCACACAGCCUGGCCCCAGAGCCCCAUGCCAGCACCCUCGGGGAGCCCAGCACCGAAGGGGCACCCACAGGGGUGGUGAACAAGAGCGAGACGGUCUCCACCCUCUCCAUGAGCUCCCUGGAGAGGAGGAAAUCUCGGUACGCAGAGCUGGAUUUUGAGAAAAUAAUGCACACCCGGAAACGCCACCAGGACAUGUUCCAAGACUUGAACCGCAAACUGCAGCACGCAGAGAAGGAGAAAGAGAAGGAGGCACCUGUUGCAGAGAGUAAGCCAGAGAAGCAGCAGACGCCGAACAGAAGACCUUGGGACAGUGUCCGGAAAGGUCAGACGACGCCCGCCUGGGUGAAAAAAGAGAUAGACCUGCUCCCCCCUUCUCCACUAGAACUCAAAACCGUGGAGUGGGAAAAGACCGGGGCCACGAUACCUCUGGUGGGACAAGACAUUAUUGACCUCCAGACCGAGGUCUGAGCUGGGGCCUGGGGCUGGGGAUGAGGCAGGACUCAUCUUUCUUCCCCGAACCCCAUUCCCCCAAACCGCCUCCUGCUCCAGACUCCUGGGAGAAAACCUGCUGAGCCUGGCCCCAAGACCCACGGGCCUGAGGA